Messenger RNA from Struthio camelus australis, 4251 nucleotides. The record is from RefSeq and is a predicted model, not a curated record. Lineage: Eukaryota; Metazoa; Chordata; Aves; Struthioniformes; Struthionidae.
GUUCCACUGAGAGCUUAUAUUCGUCUGGAGUCACUACCCUCUCAAGUCUGCUAAUGGAAGACCUCAAGUAAACACUCCUUACUCCUCUUUCAACAUAGCUUAGCUUAAAAUGCAGAAUACACUGGUCAUGAGUUAACCUUAUUGACUUUGCUUUAAGCCAAUUAAGGAGGACUUUGCAGCUCUACUAACAGGAGGAAUCGUAGGGGAAGUAUGCUCUGACAAGGCAUAGCUAGAAGCCUUUAGGCACCAGCUCCAACUAGGCACUAGGCUCUCUAACUAACAUGGCUGUUGUCAAGAAAGAAAAAAGUCAGCUGGCCUUCUGAACUGCUAUUUACAUAGAACUAAUUAAUAGUCCUUAAUUUGCUGAAGUGUCAUUUGAUUAUGCUAAAACAUAAAUUGUUCAACUAAGCGUGCUUCCAAGGAAGUUCAAAUUGUUUUUCAUGAUUGACUCUCCCUGUCAUUGUUGUUCUAUUAUGUUUUUGUCAUCUGUGAAAUCUAUCAAAAAUUCUGUUUUCUUUCAGAUCCCUUCAUUGCUUAAGAAGCUAUAGAAAUGAACAAGGUUGAAAAGAGAGUGAUCGCUUUGCAGCUUGACUAGAAAUACCUUUGAAAUUUAACAAUUUGUCAUGUGUGGGCUGCUCUGAUUUUUCUUCUUUCCCUUUGUAAUUCUAAUUUAUCAAAAUGAUAAGCAAGCCAGAGCCAGUCAUCUUACAGAAGUCCUCUGUAUCACCGCAGCUACUUCUGUCAGCCCAAGUAGUGACCCUAUUUAAAGAAGGCGUGGGUGGUAGAAACAGCCUAUUUGAUAUAAAAGCAACUCCAGUGAUGCUAAUUAUAUAACUGCAGCUAUUUUCUUAUAUGUUAAUGACUACAGAGACCUCACUGGUCACUUGUUUCUUAAUACUCCUGAAUAACUGGUUAUAACUUCCAUUCUCUCUCGUUGUUUCAUUUUCUUAAAUAAUGCUUCUUUUCUAGCAGGCAUAUUUCAGUUUUGGAAUGCAGACGGUCUUAGAACACGGACAUUCUAAUGUCUACUGAUAAUUCUAGGCAUGUAUGUUUAGUUAGCUUAUUAUGUUCCACAAAAUCUACCUUAAUACAUCUUCAGUUUGCUUUAAAAUGCAGCCUCAUCAACAAUUAUACCUUAACUUAGCCUUGAAAAUAGGUGUGGAAAGGGUAUGGCAUUCUGCUCUUAUUAUUCCACUGUAUACUAGUUUCAGUAUCGUUUUUCACAGUAUGCAAGUGUCUUCUAGGAGCAUGUUAAAAAGGAUAAUAUGUAUAUUUUCUCUCUGCUUUUAAGAAAAGAAUGACUUGUGUGUGCAGUAUAGUGGAUGGUUGUUAAAGGUAGCAAAGUAAGGAAAGGGGAACCUUGUAUGCCAGUGGAAGAUGAUAAAGCUUUUAAUGACCUUCAAUUUUUUACAGUCUUGAGAAAUACAGGUGGGAGAGAACAUCAAAGUUUUUACUCCAUUUCUCCUUCUUGUCCCUCUGUUUCCUGACAGGAUCAGCUUGAUCUGUACUGCUUCUGGCAGGUAUUGCUGGGAGGGUUCAUUGCACACUUUUCAAACAGACCUGUAAAAGCUCUCUCCUGGAAGGAUUAAGUUUACUUUUGUGGUAAAAAAAAUUUCAGUAUUCAGUUGGGAGUUAAGUUACUGGUUUUAGUCUUCAUCACGAUGCUUUUUGAUUUUCUGGCCCAGACCACUGAAAAACUUAACAGAGAGUGAAACUUUAGUUUUGUGUGGGACAUUGUAAACAUAUUUUGAAUGUUUCAGGUACCCUUGCUGCUGAGGAUGGCAAGUACAUUAAGGAAAGAAUCCCUAAUACAGGCUUUUAAGAUGAAAGGAUUAGUAGGAUCUUAAAAAUAGAUGAGCCAGGCUUGUAGUAUUCACCUAAAAAAUUAAGCAGGCAUACUGAAAGUUUUUUUCACCCCUCUUCUAUUAUUCCUCCUUCUAUUAUUUCUCCCCGCUUCUAUUCCCCUCUUCGAUCCCCCUCUCUUCUAUUUUUUCCCUCCUUACUUCAAUCCAGAUCCUUGAACUCUAUAGCAAAGUUAGUAUAUUUAUUAGAUCGGUUUACUAAAACCUCAUUCUUUUUCAAGUUAGCAUGAUAAAUUGAACCCACAGAACCUGUCCCUUCAUACAGCUGAGAGAGCAGUAAUUUCUUACUCAUGUCUGGGAAUAUUUGUCACUCUUUUGUUUUAGGAAAUCACACAAAAGGUUAUUUGAGCCAUUGCAGGCAUAUAGGCACUCUAGAUAUGAAAAUCUACAUAUGAAAAUAUACAUGCAUAUAUAUAUAUAUAUUAUAUAAUUUUAUACACAUGCAUCAUCAUAGGCGUAUGUCUGUUAAGCAGCAUUGGAUGAUAUAGUGUCAGGAAACUUUACAUUUCUGCAUUUCUAGAUAAGGCUCUAAAUACAAGUGGUACCAGUUGUGCCUAAAUUUAAAGGUAGUGGGAAAUGGUAAGAGCAAGUUGCCACAAAAAUGAAUAGUUGAAAGUGAAAGGAGGAAGGUAGAUUGAGCAAGCAGCUCAUGAGAAAGUAUUUGUUGCCAAAAUGCAGCACAGAAAGAAGAAAACUAAAGGGAGACUGAAUCUUAGACACUCACUCUGUACAUUAAGUUUAAUGGUUAUAUCAACGGCUUCAUAUGACAGGAAAUGAUCUGGGCGUUUUGUUCACUUAUUCUGGAUGCCCUUAGUUUCACAGAGCAACGGGUAACAUGGAUUGCACCUCACAAGGAGGCAGCUGAACUCUCCCUCUGGCUUUAGUGAGGAAAGAGCAGCGAUGAAAUCCGUGGACUGUGUGCACGUCAUCCAGCAGAAGGAUACCGCCUCCUCUCCCUCUGCCCCCCCUGGUGCUGGUUUGGGCACCAGGGGACUUUUUUCUGUCACAUUCCUGUGGCUUGCAAUGCUCCUGUCCUCUUGUCUUGCAGCAGUGUCUCUUUACCAUGUUAUCACCCUGAAAACAGAAGUAGAAGCUCUCCGUAGCGAGCUGAUCUACAGGGCCCAGGCAAGCUCCCAGCUAAACCAGCCACUUGUGUCCCCUGAUGAAAACCGAGCAGGUGCCCCGGCUUCUUCUUUCCUGCAAGUGUCAGCAGCUGCUGCCAGGCAGGGAAACAGGGUACCCGGUCCUGUCACAGCUGAGAGUUUCCAGGAGGAAAUCUGGAAUGGGAGCAGAAACAGGGGGAGGAGGUCUGUCAUCCACACCGAAGACACAGUGCUGCAGGCCUGCUUGCAACUGAUCGCUGACAGCAAAAGUGACGUCCAACAGAAAGACGAUUCAAGCAUUGUCCCUUGGCUUCUUAGUUUUAAACGUGGAACAGCUCUGGAAGAACAAGGAAAUAAAAUAGUGAUCAAAGAAACAGGAUACUUUUUCAUAUAUGGACAGGUUUUAUAUACAGAUACAACAUUUGCUAUGGGACAUCUAAUACAGAGGAAAAAGGCCCACGUGUUUGGUGAUGAUCUCAGUUUGGUGACAUUGUUUCGUUGCAUCCAAAAUAUGCCACAGUCUUAUCCGAAUAAUUCUUGCUAUACUGCUGGCAUUGCAAAACUGGAAGAAGGGGAUGAGCUUCAACUUACAAUACCACGAAGAAGGGCCAAAAUAUCCUUGGAUGGAGAUGUGCAGAACAAAGGCAGAUGUUCUGGAUGUAGUAUACCUUGGAGGAAAACCCUUUUUUUCUUUUCCGAGAGCAACGAUUUCAGAAGCGUUCCCUUCCUACAAUAGAAUGAAACUGAACGUCAAGUUUCCUCACAAAAAAUGUGCACCAUGAGAACUCCCACACGGACGCAAAGUGCAAGAGGACAAACUGUCAGAUAUUUCUACUGACAAAGCCGGCAAUACUUUGGGGGGUGGGGGGAGGGUGCAGUUCAGCUUUCUGCUAGCUUCAUGAGAAAGUUUAUCUUCUCAAAAUCAGUCUAGUUCUGAACAAAGCUGAGUUUCAAUAGAUCAGCAUUUUCUGACCAAAGCAAGAAGCAAAGGAGAAUACCUCAUUCCUGAUGGUUCUGCUAAGAAACUGGUAAUGCAGGAGUUAGCAAAGUGCAUUCACGCUAGAGUCAGACCACAUCAGUUAGUGGGAGUUCCUAGACUUUCUGCAUUUGGUAACCAGUAUUUAAAUAUGUGAGAUAGGUAAUAAGUGGUAUCUAGUUGCUUCAUACCGUAUUUUGCAAUCUUAUCUAGGAGAUCUAAUAUUUAAGAUAACUUUCUGCAAAUGCUAGAUUCUGAGCAAUUACUGUGUGGUUCUUUUUCAAGAGGUGUUAAGCAGCAUCAUGGUAAA